CGCACACCCAAAUUCGGAUCUCUUUCACAUUCAUCACCUCCCAUUUCAACAAAUAAAAAAAAACCUUUUCUUUAUUUCGCCAAAUCUGAUUCUUUCCUUAAUUAGGGUUUUUGCUGUUCUCGUGGGAUGGAGGGUUACUACAAAAAACGCCAUGUUGUGUUCGUGGGUUUGAUAUUGGAACUAAUGCUGUGUUUUAGGGCAAAGGGUGAACCACCACAAGUUCCAUGUUACUUCAUCUUUGGAGACUCUUUGGUUGACAAUGGAAAUAACAAUCGGCUUCCUUCCCUCGCCAGAGCUGAUUACUUCCCCUAUGGCAUUGACUUCCCUCAAGGCCCGACCGGUCGGUUCUCCAAUGGGAAAACCGCCGUUGAUGUGAUGGCUGAAAUCUUGGGGUUUGAUCAUUACAUUCCUCCCUAUAGUGAUGCGGUUGGUGAGGAGUUACUCGACGGAGUGAACUACGCUUCAGCCGCCGCGGGAAUCAGAGAAGAAACGGGUCAACAACUGGGAGACAGGAUAAGCUUCAGACAGCAAGUGCAGAAUCAUAGGAGGUUGGUGUCAAGAGUGGUGAAUAUCCUUGGAGGCGAGGAAAUGGCGGCUAAUCAUCUAAGCAGAUGCAUCUACUCGAUUGGGUUGGGAGGUAAUGAUUAUCUCAACAAUUACUUCAUGCCCCUUUCCUACCCCUUCAGCAGACUAUACACUCCCGACCAGUUCGCCGAUGAUCUUAUCGAUAUAUACAGUAAGCAGCUCUGUUUGCUGUACAGGUACGGGGCGAGGAAGUUCGUGUUGAACGGAGUGGGACCGGUCGGGUGCACCCCGGCCGAGUUGGCUGGGAGCAGUCCCGACGGCAGAACUUGCAUCGGCCGUAUCAACUCGGCCAUUCGUAUCUUCAACCGAAAGCUUACGUCUCUCGUCGAUCGAAUCAACGGCAAUCUCCCCGGCGUCACAUCCAUCUAUACUAACAGUUACGGCAUUUUGUUGGACAUUCUCUAUAACCCCUCUUCGUAUGGGUUCAGAGUAACAAACGCAGGAUGUUGUGGGGUGGGGAGGAACAGGGGUCAGAUCACAUGUUUGCCGGGAGAGGAUCCGUGUCCGAACCGCGACGAGUACGUUUUCUGGGACGCGUUUCACCCGACCACGGCUGCAAACGCAAUCAUCACUCGGCGUUUCUACCGCAGACGCACUUUUUCCGACGUUUAUCCCAUGGACGUCUCCACGUUGGCACAACUCUGAUCAACAAGUUCUUGUUCAUACAUAUCAUGAAUGUGUGCGUGUUUUAAUUUUUCCGAUUAAAUUAUUAUAUUAAGUUGGCCUUAGGAAUUUAAUCAAGAGACAGUUGUGUAUGUGUGGGCCUUGUCCUAAUUUUUUUUUCUAAUCA
Messenger RNA from Tarenaya hassleriana, 1375 nucleotides. Its product is annotated as GDSL esterase/lipase At1g29670-like. Gene Ontology annotation, molecular function: hydrolase activity, acting on ester bonds. The record is from RefSeq and is a predicted model, not a curated record. The transcript is spliced from 5 exons. NCBI's taxonomy places the organism in Eukaryota, Viridiplantae, Streptophyta, Magnoliopsida, Brassicales, Cleomaceae. The coding region runs from base 127 to 1230 and encodes 367 amino acids.